This is a messenger RNA of Hermetia illucens (black soldier fly), 1741 nucleotides long. RefSeq names its product CDP-diacylglycerol--inositol 3-phosphatidyltransferase (gene Pis). Gene Ontology annotation, biological process: phosphatidylinositol biosynthetic process. Gene Ontology annotation, molecular function: CDP-diacylglycerol-inositol 3-phosphatidyltransferase activity. The record is from RefSeq and is a predicted model, not a curated record. Lineage: Eukaryota; Metazoa; Arthropoda; Insecta; Diptera; Stratiomyidae. The transcript is spliced from 5 exons. Bases 213 to 878 code for a protein of 221 amino acids. Gene Ontology annotation, cellular component: Golgi apparatus; membrane.
GACAAUUGUCAAUAAAUAUCACUAGAACGGAAUUGACAAAACUGUGGUGAGUUCUGUCGCGCGCGCAUGUCAUUGAUAAAUUUAUCCUACACCUGAGUACUUUCCUCAUUAUUGCAUACGAGGGAAACUUGUUUGGCUGCCGUAAGACGCGUAAAAGCAGAAAUUUCAACUUUAUCGUGAUCAAAUUUAUCUCAAUAUAGUGAACUGGAAAAAUGUCACAACCAACUGAAAAUAUUUUUCUAUUCGUCCCAAAUUUGAUUGGAUAUGCCCGCAUUAUUCUGGCGAUUAUUUCGUUUUGGUUUAUGAGCACGAACUACAUCAUUUCAGGAUGGUGUUAUAUAAUUAGCGUGAGUCUGGAUUCAAUGGAUGGAUACGCCGCGAGAGCGUUGAAUCAAAGCACGAGAUUCGGUGCAAUGCUUGAUCAAUUAACAGAUCGAUGUGGUACAAUGGGUCUUCUCGUUACUUUAAGCUACUUUUAUCCUAAAUACAUGUUCCUGUUUCAAAUAUCAAUGGCUAUUGAUAUCGCGUGUCACUGGUUGUACAUGCAAACGAGCACUCUUUCCGGGAAAUCAUCACACAAAUUACAUGACAACCUCGUAAUGCGCAUCUACUACCAGAAGGAUGUACUGACAUUCAUGUGCGCAACAAACGAGUGUUUCUACGCCGCCUUGUACAUGUAUCACUUCACAACAGGGCCAAUGAUCCUGGGACUUUCGUUCUUCAAAUUGAUCGCUUUGCUAUGCGGUCCGUUUGCCGUCAUCAAAUCCCUGAUUUCGCUGAUCCAUGCAUAUGUUGCAUGCCAAGAUUUGGGGGCGAUUGAUGUUAAAGAACGACAAGAGAUCCGUCAACAGCACGAGCAAGGCAAAAAAUUAGAGUAGAGCAAUCUUUAAAGUGUCCACCUUUGAAGUCGAUUUGAAACUCGAAUCUUCAGAGGCCAGAGCUGGAAAGUAAUAAACUGAACUGCUUGAAUUAUUUCCAAAUAUACAGAAAACAGAAUAUUAUUUAAGGAGAAAGUGUAAAAAUUUUGACUGUAUUGUGUCGUACUUUGUUUACCUCUAUCGUCCGAGUUAUCGACUACGAAGCGAAAGGGAGAAACUUUGACGAUCAGUAAUCAUACAUGAAAUCUGAGACGAGAAAUUCCAAAAUUGUGACAAAAACAUCGCAUUUAUAAGAAAAAAAUUAUUUUUUAUUUUUAUACAAAUUUUCUUAACAUAAACAACGCAUUCUAUUUAUUAUCAUUUUCGAAUUUAAAGCUGAAACCACUUGCAGUCAAGUUCAGCGAACUCGUAUUUUGAAUCAAAGCAAAAAAAACUAUAAAAUUAGAAAGUAUUAGAGUUGACGUAAUGAAAAACGUACCUUAAUGUGACCAAAGUUGAGAAGAUUGGAAGUUAAACGGGAUUUUAUUUAGAUAUAUCUUUAUUCAUUGUCAAUGAGGACGAUUCCAGUUGCACCUUGCUGUAUUUUGUAUUGUGAUGCAAUAGGGAGGUUAGCUAUAACCAGAUUGUUUUAUUUUUACCAUUUUGUUCAUACAAAAUUAUGAAUCCUUUUUGUGAUUGGUACUUUUGGUGAUAAUUCCAAGUUUCCCGGGAGUGUAGAGGUAAUAAGUUUAAUGUAAAAGUAAAUAAUGCUUUACUUGUUAAAUAGUAGAAAAUAUAUAGUUUCUAAAUUUAAGUAAGAGAAGCAUUUAUCUGUAGUUUGUGAAUAAAUAUGAUGAAAUAUAUGUUACAAACCCUAAUAAAAA